AUGGAACCUGCUGACGACACUCCUCAAGAGAGCAUUGAGGUCAGCUCUGAUACUCAAGCUCUAAGCGAACCCCAACCACCACAAUAUGCAGAGCAUCCACAAGGAGAAGAAAUUGUGAGACAGGCAAGUUCCAUCUGCUCUUCGUUCACGCUCAUCAACUUUCAGCUCAUACUUAGCAGGNUUGAGUACUACUUCUCCGAUGAGAAUCUUCCCAAAGACAAAUACCUUCUCGACAAGACCGGAGGCAAGGAGAACAAGCCUGUCGAUCUCAAGAAAAUCUGCGGAUUCCCCAAGAUGCGCAAGUACAAGCCUUACAGAUCUGUUGUGGAGUCCUUGAAGAAGAGCACAAUGCUUGAGGUCAUCGACAACAAGUACAUCAAGCGCAGAGUUCCUCUCGCCAUCGAGCCCACCGUAACCCCCGAGGAGAUCAAGGCGGCAAUGGAAGAAGAACAGAAGAAGAAGGGCGGCAACAAGCCUCCUGCUGAUCAACCAUGGAUGACAAAGGGAAUGGUCAGUCUCUUGAAAUCAUAUACUGCAGAGACGAUGCCUGACCUUGCGUACAGANUGAAGCCCACAGGCUUCGAAGAGUUCUACGCGGAUGCACCUGUUACUCCUGCUGCAUUCGAAGAAGAGCAGUCGCUCUACGACAAGUAUGUCUAUUCGUCAGGCUCUAUACACNGUAUUGAGACGGCCAUCCAGCGUUACCGUGCUCGACGCAAGUUCCAUCAACAAACUGCUCAGGUGUUCAACAAGUUCAUGAGCUAUGGUGGUAUCGAGUCCGGCCCCAAGAUGUUUGGUGGAAGCGACAACAAAGAUUUGGCUGAGAUGGAUGCUGCAGAGAUCGCUGCAGUGACCGCUGUGCAUUUCGUCUCAGAGGACAUUCUUUACACCGACAGAUGGGAGGUAGACUUCGCUGGCGUGGCAAAGGGCUUUCUCGCUUCAGGCCAAGCCGACAUUGCAAGAGCCACUAAUGUUAUGCGCAACUUCUACAACUACUUGCUGCACCACAACGUCUGCCCGGAGUUUGAGAGCCAGAUCCAGGCCGCACGCAAGAUUUGCGAUCUUGCAGAUGUGGAGCUUUUCAACGUAGUGGUUGCCAACGAGAAGCUCCCAGGCCCUUACAACACAGCCGUCUCGGCUACGCACGGUGGAACUGUCGCAGGCGUGUACAGCGGCGAGCAGGACUGGGACGACGCCGGUACCAUCAACCGUACUCUACAAGACUGCCGAGACAUUGUCAAGUUCGCUGUCUCUGCGUACGGCUCUCAACAGCAAUAUGAGAAGGUGGCCGAUGUGGGCAAGUUUCAAACCGUCUAUCAGGAACAGAUAAGCCUGGAAGUGACAAAGGUUGAAAUGGCCGACGAAGCUACGCGUGCACUCUAUGAUGCAGCUCGGGAGAAGAAGCCAUUCCUUGUUGCCCUUGGCAAGCUUCAUUGUCGUCGUUGGACCUAUCCCCUCACACCCAACUUCGAUCAUUCGGACGAGGCGCUCAGACGACAGCAGACCGAGCACACAAUGGUUCUGUGGGUGGAGGAGGACCUCUUGCAGUACUGCGCUGUGGGCAUGAAGAUUGAAGGAGAGGUGCGCGAGCUUGACAUUGGAAUCAAGUGGCUGGACAGUGUCCGUGCCAUCAGUCCUUCGUUCUUCGAAUGGCUUCCAAACGAAUUCUACAAGGAGGAAAAGGUUCUGAAGGCCGAGAGCGAAGCACAGCAGGAUGACAACCAGAUCAACCAGGCUUACAAGGAGGAGAACGAGGAUGCUGCUGAGGAUGUCGUCUCUCAGAUCGAGAGCGCUUGA
Aureobasidium musti is the source of this 1797-nucleotide messenger RNA. The record is from the annotation of a GenBank genome assembly. NCBI's taxonomy places the organism in Eukaryota, Fungi, Ascomycota, Dothideomycetes, Dothideales, Saccotheciaceae.